Messenger RNA from Papaver somniferum (opium poppy), 456 nucleotides. RefSeq lists its product as uncharacterized. NCBI's taxonomy places the organism in Eukaryota, Viridiplantae, Streptophyta, Magnoliopsida, Ranunculales, Papaveraceae. The coding region runs from base 1 to 456 and encodes 151 amino acids. The transcript has a single exon. The record is from RefSeq and is a predicted model, not a curated record.
AUGCACGCAGAUGCCUUAGCAUUCAUAUCAUCUAUGCUGAGGGACAGAAGUACCACCUCUGUGAAAAUUUGGAGGAUAUAUGAACCUUCGAUAGAAGGACCAAUCUCAGGAGUUGAAGAAUCCUUGUCCGUCCAAACUCGGGCCAUGAGGGAAACAGAAAAUGAGAAAGAAUACGAAAGGGUAGAACCAGAUAAUAAAGCCGACGAGUCUGACAAAGACCAGUCCAUGUCGGACGAAAGCAACAAAGACGAAGCGGAAAACGAUUGGAGAAUCCCGAUUCAUCAGUAUCUUGACAAAGAUACCUUACCAGCAGAUAUCAAAGAAGCUCGGAAGAUGGAGUCAAAAGCAGCGAUGUACAACCUACUUAAUGGGAUGCUGUACAGAAGGUCAUUUCUCGGACCUCUAAUGCGGUGCCUAUCACAAACCGAAGGUAGAAGAAUACUGCAUGAUAUAUAG